Molecule: messenger RNA, 423 nt
Organism: Symbiodinium sp. CCMP2456
Lineage: Eukaryota; Dinophyceae; Suessiales; Symbiodiniaceae
Source: the annotation of a GenBank genome assembly
AUGCAUUUUAUUGACCAGGGGCAGGCAGCGAACGCGAGGCUUUCUCAGAAACUUGCGAUGCCCUCAAGCGUUCUGCAACGCCAGCGGCUUUCGACGCUCCAGGAGGACCAUUUGUCGCCUUCCCGCGUGGGCUCCUUCGUUGGUGUGCCAACCAAAGCGGCGCCAAAGUGUUUGUCGGAGAGCAGGACAAAGGGUGACAUGUCCAAGUGCUCCAAAGCAGACGAUCCGGGGAAUGCAGGAUCAGGUCAUGGUCUAGUGAGGCCCAUCUCAGCAGCUGGCACACUAACUUCUGCUCGCGCCGCUCCACGAACUUCGCCUCAGGUGCACUCUCGCUCCUCCACCGCGCCGUCAACACGACGUCCUUCUCGUGAUAGGCACGCGAACCAUGGGCCUGAGGCCGCAAGCCGGCGCGCAGCCCCAUAG